This is a messenger RNA of Telopea speciosissima, 2467 nucleotides long. Its product is annotated as transmembrane 9 superfamily member 8-like. The record is from RefSeq and is a predicted model, not a curated record. NCBI's taxonomy places the organism in Eukaryota, Viridiplantae, Streptophyta, Magnoliopsida, Proteales, Proteaceae. Gene Ontology annotation, cellular component: membrane. Gene Ontology annotation, biological process: protein localization to membrane. The transcript has 7 exons. The coding region runs from base 205 to 2124 and encodes 639 amino acids.
AACCCCAUUUGGUGGCGUGGUACAGCUUCCAGUCUCGUUCUUCCCGUGUUAUAUAUAUUAAUUAAAUUAGAAAGAGAUAAAGAACAACAAAUACAAAGCAUAGUGUAAGAUUGAAGAAGAGGGAAAGAGGGAGAGAGCUGCGGAUCCAGAUCUCCACUUUCGUCUUCAAAGCCUCUUUAGGUGCUAAGCUCUCUCCCUGAUGCCAUGGAGAGUCGUCGGGUCUUAGCGCUUAGUCUCUGGAUCUCUACACUUCUUCAGUUGUUCAUCCAUGGAGAAUGCUUCUAUCUUCCCGGUGUCGCUCCAGAGGAUUUCCAAAAGGGGGAUCUGUUGAAGGUGAAAGUUAACAAACUGACCUCCACAAAGACUCAGCUUCCUUACUCCUAUUAUUCUCUCCCCUAUUGCCCUCCAGAGAGAAUAAUUGACAGUGCUGAGAAUCUUGGAGAAGUUCUUCGUGGUGACCGUAUUGAGAACUCUCCUUAUGUGUUUAAAAUGAGGGAACCACAGAUGUGUAAUGUGGUCUGCCGGAUAGUACUUGAUGAAAAAACCACAAAGGCCUUCAAGGAAAAGAUAGACGAUGAAUAUCGGGUCAACAUGAUUUUGGAUAAUCUUCCUCUGGCUGUUCCUAUGCGAAGGCAAGAUCAGGAAUUCCCUAUGGUGUAUCAACAUGGCUUUCAUGUUGGACUGAAAGGGGCAUAUACUGGAGUCAAGGGUGAAAAGCAUUUUAUCCACAACCAUUUACAAUUUACCGUGAAGUUUCACAAAGAUUUACAGACUGACGCUGCAAGGAUUGUGGGAUUUGAGGUCAAACCAUUCAGUGUUAAACAUGAAUAUGAGGGUGAGUGGAAUGAAAAGACUCGGUUAACGACCUGUGACCCACAUGCAAAACGAACUGUUACCAACUCUGAUUCUCCUCAAGAGGUCGAAGAUAAGAAGGAAAUUAUAUUCACAUAUGAUGUCGAGUUUGAGCCUAGUGAUGUGAAGUGGGCAUCACGAUGGGAUACCUAUCUCCUUAUGACUGACGACCAAAUCCACUGGUUUUCAAUUGUCAAUUCUUUGAUGAUUGUUCUCUUCCUGUCGGGCAUGGUUGCUAUGAUUAUGUUGAGGACACUGUACCGUGACAUCUCCAAGUACAACCAACUGGAGACCCAAGAAGAAGCCCAAGAAGAGACAGGAUGGAAGCUGGUCCAUGGAGAUGUUUUCAGGGCCCCAGUGAACUCUGAUCUUCUCUGUGUCUAUGUGGGUACGGGUGUCCAGUUCUUUGGGAUGAUACUUGUCACCAUGAUCUUCGCUCUUCUUGGAUUCCUCUCCCCCUCAAAUCGGGGUGGGUUAAUGACAGCCAUGCUCCUACUCUGGGUCUUCAUGGGCUUGUUUGCUGGUUACUCUGCAGCCCGUCUAUUCAAGAUGUUUAAGGGAACAGAGUGGAGGAAAAUCACUCUCAGAACUGCAUUCAUGUUCCCUGGAGUUGUCUUUGUCAUUUUCUUCAUCUUGAAUGCUCUUAUUUGGGGGCAGAAGUCAUCAGGAGCAGUUCCUUUUGGGACCAUGUUUGCUCUCGUCUUUCUUUGGUUUGGAAUCUCAGUCCCACUUGUAUUUGUGGGUGGCUACGUUGGGUUCAAGAAGCCUGCAAUUGAGGAACCUGUGAAGACAAAUAAGAUUCCAAGGCAGAUCCCAGAGCAGGCCUGGUACAUGAACCCAGUUUUCUCAGUCCUGAUUGGGGGGAUACUCCCAUUUGGAGCUGUCUUCAUUGAGCUGUUCUUCAUUCUGACGUCUAUCUGGUUACACCAAUCCUACUAUAUCUUUGGCUUCCUCUUCAUAGUCUUCGUGAUCCUUGUUGUCACGUGUGCGGAGAUCACAAUCGUUUUGUGUUACUUCCAGCUGUGCAGUGAGGAUUACUUGUGGUGGUGGAGAUCGUAUCUGACCUCGGGGUCGUCCGCAUUCUACCUCUUCCUCUAUGCAACCUUCUACUUCUUCACAAAACUCGAGAUCACGAAGCCAAUAUCUGGGGUGCUGUAUUUUGGUUACAUGCUGAUUGUCUCGUAUGCAUUCUUUGUGCUGACUGGCACAAUUGGUUUCUAUGCUUGCUUUUGGUUCACAAGGCUCAUCUACUCAUCAGUGAAGAUUGAUUGACAUGAGUUCAGAUGGGUGGCUGAUUGGUUCAUCUUUCGGAGGAAGCAAAAAAUUCUCUCCGGAUUGGAUAUGGAUGGCAGGUUACUCUUUAACUUUGGGAGUUAAUGUUGAGUUUUGCAUAUCGAAGCGCUCUUGAUUCUGUUUGAAUAGAAAUUGUUUCUUAACCUCUUGAUAGCUUCUUAGAUUCUCCCAUUUCUUUCUUCUGUUUUUUUGUUCUUUUUACACAGGUCCUUUUGAUUAAUUUUUCUUUCUUGUAUCUGAACAAAAGCUGUGAGAGAAUUGUCAAGGCACGUUGCCAUCCACACCAAACUGCAUUUAGAAAUGAAAGAAUUCAGUGUAUCAA